Molecule: messenger RNA, 1587 nt
Organism: Fusarium oxysporum Fo47
Lineage: Eukaryota; Fungi; Ascomycota; Sordariomycetes; Hypocreales; Nectriaceae
Product: benzoate 4-monooxygenase cytochrome P450
Exons: 7
Coding region: 1-1587 (528 amino acids)
Molecular function (GO): oxidoreductase activity, acting on paired donors, with incorporation or reduction of molecular oxygen; iron ion binding; monooxygenase activity
Source: RefSeq, a predicted model, not a curated record
AUGACUACCUUAUACAAUCCUAUCAACCUCGCGUACCAUGGCAUCUCUUUUGCGCUUGGUGUCAUACUUCAUCUCUCUGUUUUCCGUCGAGGAGAAUGGAAUAUACACGCCUUAAGCAUUUUGCAAUACUUUGCCAUUUUCGAGGGCAUCCUCACAUGCGCCUUGAGACUUUCCUUAGGGAGCGAAAAGUGCACUAUAUGGACAGUCAUUCCUAUUGCAUUAACAGCUACAUUAUCAACCCUUGUCGGAUUGUUCACCAGCAUGCUCAUUUAUCGUGGUUUCUUCCAUCCGCUGAAAGGUUAUCCGGGACCCUUUUUCUCCAGGUUUUCCAGCCUGUAUAUCACGUUUCAAGCUUUCAAGAAUCGUCGGCUCUUUGAAGAACUUCAACUGUUUCACAAGACGUACGGAGACAUUAGUAUUGAACACCCGGUAACGUCUCUACAGAUGACUAGAGACAAAGAGGAGCACACCCGUCGACGCAGGGUUUGGGAUAUGGCUUUCAGUUCCAAAUGUCUUCGGCGUUACGAAGACCGGGUGGCUGAAUACACCACACAGCUUUUGCAACAUAUAGAAGCAUUGCAGGAUGAACCAUUGGAUAUAUCAAUGUGGUUUAACUUUUACAGCUUUGACGUCAUGGGCGACUUGGCCUUUGGGAAAAUUUUCGAUAUGCUGAGUAAUGGUACAAAGCACCCAUUCAUGGAGCAGACUCAUUCCCAUAUGCUUGUGGCUGGCUCUCUGAGCCGUUUAGCCUGGAUCUUUUCACUGCUCAAACGCAUCCCAAUCUUCAAUCAAAAGACCUGUGAGCUUGAAGAACGUAUUAAGCAACUGGUCGAUUGGAGGAUCAAAAACGAACCGGAUGUUCCAGAUAUCUUGUCUUGGAUCCUCCGUGACUAUUUCGGGCUUAGCAAGCCAAAGGGUCAAGAAACACUCAACUUAUACGGGGAUGCUCAGCUAAUCGCUGUGGCAGGAAGUGACACUACUGCGGCUUCGCUCACUUGUCUUUUCUUUGAACUGGCGAUUAAUCCACAGGCUCUUCACAACGUGCAAGAGGAGAUAGAUCGAUAUCACCUGGAGUACAGUACUCUGGACCAUCAAAAUUUGUCAAAGCUCAGCUAUCUGCAAGCCUGCAUCAACGAGUCCAUGCGGCUGUAUCCUCUCCUCCCCUCCGGCUUGCAGCGAAUAACGCCGCCUGAGGGACUGCAAGUCGGGAGCAUACGUCUUCCCGGAGAUACGAUUGUAUCAAUCCCAUCUUAUGCAUUCAACAGAGAUGAGAGGCUCUUCAAAAAUGCUGACCAGUUCAUCCCUGAACGCUGGACGACGAUGACAGAGCUCACUAGAGACUCUUCUCUCUUCACCCCAUUUUCAAUAGGGAAAUACUCAUGCGUUGGAAGACAGCUCGGUUUGAUGGAGAUCCGGUUCGUUGCUAGCCAAAUUUUGAGGGUAUUUGAUGUCAAGUUGGCAAACUGCAAUACUGCUAAAGAGUUCGCUAGUGGCUUACGAGACAGCUUUACAUUGGCUUGUCCGAGCCUCCAUCUGGUCUUUACCCGAAGAGACAUCUGGACACCCUCGCCCAUUAGCGAGAAAUGA